UAAAUUUGCAAAAUGGCAGUGCAAAUAAAUACACCAUUGACUCCAUCUUGCAGUACUCCAUCAGCUUCACGAAGAAAAUCUCUUCACACACAAAAUUUAUUAUCAUCAGCUUUGUUAGAAAAUAAUGAUGAAGCUGAAAGAUUGGCUAGACGCCGUGAAAUUAAUACUACCACCAUAUCAGCAGAGAAUGUAAAUACAAAAAAUAAACGACAGUCAUUAGGACUCAGUUUUUUAGCCCAAAUGUCAGCACCUGAGAUAAAAGACAAAAUAACUGAAUGUGUAAAACUUAGCACUGAAAAUAAAAUUAAUGUAAAAAAUGCAUUUAGCCUUGAAAUAAUCGACUUUAUGACUUAUAUGAUAAAAAAAAAGGAUGCCAAUAUGACUAAUCUACAAUUAGCCAGUACCUCCUUAGAUGUAAGCACUAAAAUCUAUGGUUUUCGUGUAGAUGGUGUUUACACACAAUUAAUGAAAAUGGCUGGUGGAUUAGAUAAAGAAAGAGAUGAGAAUUCAACUGAUGAUACAGAAAGCAAUUUAAAUAAUAAAGAAGCUCAAAUAGAUAAUCUACAAGACCAAAGUAAAAAGAGAAAAAAGAAAAGUAGGGUAAAGAUUUUUGGUACAGUAGAUAGUUUAAAAGGAAUUGUUGAAACUAUGAAACCUUCAUUAUGGAUAAUGGAAAAUGAAGAUUCACAAACUACAGAUGCAUUAUACCAAGUAAUGCUGUCAAAUCAUGCAUCUUCUAAGUUUUAUUUACACAUGUACAAUGAUGUUAUGGUGGAUACCAUAGAACAUAAAAUAAAUAGUAAAACCACAGAAGUGGCUAUUCCAAGAAUAGAAGAUUUCUCUGAAGUAGAAAUCUGUUUACCUUUAACUAAUUUCGAAUUUCAAGGUUGGACCAAUGAUAAUGAAGAAGAAGAAGAAGAAAAAGAAGAAGAUAAGGGUACACAAUUAGAAAAAAAUAAUGAAGACAGAUUUCAAUUUGAUUUAGAUGCUAGUCUGCCAUCAGAGAAUGAAGCAAUCAAUAAUGAUAUAAGUUACUUAGAUAUUCAGAAUGAAAACGAGAAUGUAGACAGAUGUAUUGAAACACAAAAGCCAAUACAAAAAAUUGUAGACUUAUGCAAAGUUGUAUCCAACACUAAUGUUUCUAAAAAAUCUGAGUAUUCUUUCCUUCAGAAAAACAUCAGCCUACAUUGGGCUGGUCCAUCUCAUUGGAGACUAAGUAAUUGGUCCAAACUCUUUAGAGAGAGAAAAAUUAUAGAAACGUGUCAACAGAAACCAGAUAGAAAAAGGAAAGAAAUAGAAUUAUGCUAUAGUGACAGUAUAAAAGAAGCGAUAAUAGAAAAUUUUUUACCCAGUAAAGCAUUAAAAUUGAAUGCUAAAAACAUAGAAUGGCAGGAAGAAGUAAAUACACUACCGCGAGAUAUGAAUUAUAAUAUUGCAAGUGCUAGUAGGUUGUACCUUUAUAAAUCAAUAGAUUUAUAUACGGAAAAAAAAGAUAAAUUAAAUGCUACUCGUAUAUCUGAUAUAGAUAAUUAUGAUUACAAUAAUGAAAAUGAUGUAUCAGAUUAUUGCCCUAAUGUUUCCAAUACAGAUUAUGGAACAAAUGAGUACAAUAAUGAGAAUGAAUGUAAUAACGGGUCGGAACACGAUGAGAUAGAUACGCAAAUGAUUUUUACUGGAGAUAACUUGGUGUCUAUUCCAAAAUUAACAAAUAAAAUAUCCAUCGCGUAUAGUAUUCGAGUACAAAGGAUAGAUAUGCGACAAUUGAAAAAGUCCAUUUGGAAAAGUCUCACUUUAAAUAAUGUUGAAGAAAAUACAAAUGCACAGAAUACAGAAAACCAGCAAGAAGAAUAUAAAAUGAAGGAAAGCAAAAGUUUUAGUGAAGUAUAUAAAACAUUGCCAGAUAUGUUAACAAAAAACAACAAAGAAGCUCUGAGUUUUCCUAUUUCUUUUGUAUCUUUAUUACAUUUAGCAAAUGAGAAAACAUUAAAAAUACAAGGCGUUCCAGAUAUGUCUGAUCUUAUUGUGGAAACAAACUAA
Molecule: messenger RNA, 2037 nt
Organism: Habropoda laboriosa
Lineage: Eukaryota; Metazoa; Arthropoda; Insecta; Hymenoptera; Apidae
Product: condensin complex subunit 2-like
Exons: 1
Coding region: 13-2037 (674 amino acids)
Biological process (GO): mitotic chromosome condensation
Cellular component (GO): condensin complex
Molecular function (GO): chromatin binding
Source: RefSeq, a predicted model, not a curated record